Messenger RNA from Ochotona princeps (American pika), 4177 nucleotides. RefSeq names its product CD55 molecule (Cromer blood group) (gene CD55). The transcript has 8 exons. The record is from RefSeq and is a predicted model, not a curated record. The coding region runs from base 18 to 2381 and encodes 787 amino acids. Lineage: Eukaryota; Metazoa; Chordata; Mammalia; Lagomorpha; Ochotonidae.
GCUGCCCCCUGCGCACCAUGAGCUGGGCAUGGCCUUGCGGCUCAGCGGUGCUGCACGUCCUCGGGCGGCUGCCCCUGCUCCUGCCCCUGCUGCUGUUGUGGCGUGUCCCGGCGGCCGUGCGGGGUGACUGUGGCCUCCCCCCGGAUUUACCUAACGCCAUGCCAGAUCUGAGAGAACUCUCAACUUUUCUUCCUGGAGACACGGUAACAUACACAUGUGACACCAACUUUGUGAAAAUCCCAGGCUUGUCUGACACGGCAACCUGUCAGGAAAGCCACCAGUGGUCCGAGAUGCAGCCAUUCUGCAACCGCAGCUGUGAGGAUCCACCCCAUCUAAUAUAUGCAUCCCUGAAAAGGCCUUACCGUGAUCAGAAUUACUUCCCUGUCGGCUCCACUGUGGAAUACGAGUGCCGUUUGGGCUACAGACGGGACCAGGGCAAACCAACAAUCACUUGCCUUGAGAAUUUAGAAUGGUCCCAACCUGAACAGUUCUGUACAAAAAAAAGAUGUCCUCAUCCUGGAGAGAUAACCAAUGGCGACAUCAGGAUAGAAACUGACUUACUGUAUGGUUCAACCAUAUACUUCUCCUGUGAGACGGGGUAUCAAUUAAUUGGCGCAGCUUCUUCCUUCUGUCUCGCUUCGGAGCAUGGUGUUAAUUGGAGUAACAAACUUCCGAUUUGCCAAGAAGUACAAUGUCCAGAUCCUCCACCAAUUGAGAAUGGGAGAAUUAGAGAAGAAUCUGCCAGUUACGUGUAUAGACAGGUUGUCUCAUAUCAGUGCAAUAAAGGCUUCGUCAUGGUGGGAGACGGCAAUACUUUUUGCAAUGAAGAAGGAGCCUGGAGUACCCCCCUCCCUGAGUGCAGAGGAAAAAAUGCAGCUCCCAAAACUACAGUGUCCACAACAUCAUCAACUCAAAGGCCUUCCCAAAGCAGUGGUCCAGGUAUUGAAGUCCCACCAACCACUCGGAAACCUUCCUCAGCCAGUACUUCAGGUACUAGACUCCCACCAACAUCUCAGGAACCCACCACAGUCAAUACUACAGUUACAAGAGUCUCACCACUUCCUCAGAAAUACAUCACAACCAGACUUUCACCAACACCUCAGAGACCCACCACAGUGAAUAUUCCAGCUAGAGACACUAUGCCAACACCUCAGAGACCCACCACAGUGAAUGUUCCAGCUAGAGGCACUAUGCCAGCACCUCAGAGACCCACCACGGUGAAUAUUCCAGCUAGAGACACUAUGCCAGCACCUCAGAGACUCACCACAGUGAAUGUUCCAGACACUAUGCCAACACCUCAGAAACAUACCACAACCAGAUUUUCACCUACACCUCAGAAACCCCCCACAAUCAAUGUUUCAGCUGCAGACACUAUGCCAACACCUCAGAAAAUCACCACAGUCAAUGUCACGGCUACAGACAUCACAUUAGUAUCUCAAAAAAUUGCCAGAGUAAAUGCUUCAGUUACUAGACUCUCAUCAACACCUGAGAAACCCCCCACAGUCAAUGUUCCAGCUAUAGACGCUGCCCAAACACACCAGCAACCCAUCACAGCGAACGUUCCAGCUACCAGACCUCCACUAACACCUCAGAAAAUCGCCACAGUCAACGUUCCAGCUACAGAUGCCACACGGAUACCUCAGAAACCCACCUCCAUAAAGGCUUCAUCUCCAAGACUUCUACCAACAUCCCAGAGACCCACUAUGAUAAAUGCUUCCGUCACAAAGGCCCCAGCCACAGCACAGACACCCCCCAUAUCAAACGCUUCAUCUACAAACACACCAGUGGCAGCCCAGAAUCCCACCAUGGCUAAGGCACCUGCCUCACAGCCCCCACCGACCAGCCAGAGAGUCACUGUAAGAAAGCCGUCAUUCACACACAGUCUUUCAACAACAAAGUUCACUGCUUUCCAUACCCCACUGACUAAGGGUCUCCACAGUACCACGAGUCUUACUUCUGCUCCUAUUACAGCAACACAAGAGGCACCUGUUUCCACGACAACCAAGCAUACAAAAAGCACACCUGCGAGUGAGCACGACUCCUCCUCAGGUGCUUCCAAGAUUAUACUUGGUAAGUUUGACUCUCAGACAGUUAAAAACAGUUGUCACCCCUGCGGGGUUUACAACCCAUUUUCCUGGGAGAGAAUAUCGUCCUUUUACUGUCUCAGGAAAACUGCCCGAAUGCAGUGUGUGUGGCUGCCUCAGCGAACACGGGUGCAUGCAUUGUACAGGCAUGUUGUGUGGACCCCGUUAGGUACUCAGUAUGUUCCUCUGUAUUCCAAAUCAUGUUCCUGCUCCAAGGUAAUUGCAGGGCGACUUCAAAUCCUUUGGCCAGCCAGUCAAGUGUUACUGCGUGCCCAUUGUAUUAAUACAUCAUUCUAGGUACUUCAAUAUUUCAGUAGCCAGAGGAUGCAGCCAUUAGUCCAGUGACUAACCUCAAGUAUUUCAUCCUUAACCAUGAACUAGCAUCCUUAACCAUGAACUAGCCCUUGACCAUUCCAGAUUUCUGUUCUAGCCCGAAGAAAGCCGGGGGGGUGUCCGUCGAUUCUACUCUUCAGCUCUCCCUUUCCCCUUCUGGUCAACGACUUAAAAGUAUGUUAGCUACACGAGGCCAAAACAUUAAUUGUGCCACAGGGAGUGCUUCAGAGUUUAAGUCGGUCUUUGUUGUAAACAUACUGUUUGAUGUGCAAUGCUUCAACAAGAUGAAUGAACUUCUGUGUUUGCUAGGGAUAAAUAGAGCGAACUUGGCAUACUAUUAAGUCUGAUAGAAUAUAGACUUUCAUAUGAAAGUGUUUAGCAUUUUGUACUUAUAAGUGAAGUCCCCUAUCAUAUGCAUGCCAAAGAACAGCACGACUGAGACAGAUACUUUAUUUUUACUGUUAUUACUAUUAUUAUUCGUCAUGAUUGCUUGCAUUUACCAUGGUAUCAUGAAUGAACCUCUCCUCAGCUAAUCUUGGAACAUUCCAACAUUUGGAAUUCACUUUGUUCAUUCUAUAUUUCACAUAGAAAUAAAUGUAUUCUUAUUGAAUUUCCCAUGAUUUAACAAUUAUUUGUACGAAAGUGAAGACAUUAAUGGAUGAGCUUUCUCUUGCUGUACCACUUGGUAUUUCUCAGUGAAAGUUUUGGAUUCUUUUUCCCCCUGAAAUGUUUGAAGCACAGAUUUCCCCGGACGCAUUUCCUGAGGUUGCUUGUAAGUUCAGUUUGUGCCCAGCAGGAAAGAGGAGCUCCUUCCUUCUCACGUCAGACACAGAACACACUUUUGGUGAUGUUAUCCUUUUAAGACAUGACUGAAAUUUUACAUCUUAAAUUUUUUUCUAUGAAUCGAGUCUUUUUGUCACUUUAAAGAUAAAUCAAUGAUAUUUCAAGGAGAUGACUUUUGUUGAUUACUUUGCAGUGAAAGUGGGCGAUAGAGGUGAUGGUACAAUUCUCUGAUUACUUGAUAUUUUUCCUCUUCGAUGCCACUAAAAAUCAAGAUUGGUUCAUCAUCACAGAACUUCUGGUUUUGCCCAAGAAAGGAUGCAGUAAUUGUGAAUUUUCAGAAAUCUUUAUAUUAGUUCUGUAUCUGUAUUUCUUAUUUUUGUUUGUUGUUUUUUUGUUACUGCUUUAUUUCCACCAGGAACAUUUUUAGACAUUCAUUAUUGUUCCUCUGUGAGAUUUUAAUUGCACACAUAUAUUCUGUUUCUUCAUUUUCUACAUCUGUGUCUGUACUUUAGAAAUUUGAAGGAAAGUAAAUAUUUUUUUUAACCUUGGAAUGACGGAAGCUCCAUUGAACCUACCUACUCUAGGGAAUGUUUUUGUUUUUAGAGACAAUAGCAUGUAGGAGAGCAAGCUUAGCCCUUGGAGUCUGUCAGACUGCAAUUGGAAUCUAGAGCUCUUCAUUGAGUUAUUGUUCAACCCAAGUGAUUGGUUUAAUUUCCAGGAGUCCCAGCAUUUUUAUUUAUUAGAUGGAAGCCUUAUGUGAUAAUGGGUUUACAAACUCCUAGCUCAGUGCCAGAAGUUGACUAAUUUAGUAGCAUGAAGAAGGCCUCACAUGCAAUCACUGUUGCUUUCUUAGGAUGAAUUUUUGAAUAUACUAUUUCUUGUGGCCACACCAAAAAGUAAGACUACAGUAAAUAUUUGCCUUGUUGUGUGGUAGUUACUACCCCGAGAUUGGCAGGGAUAUACAUAUAUAUUUUCUU